UCCAUUUUACGCUAUCUACUUGGUAUCAGGAUAUGAUGGAAAAAUAACAGAUCUUCUUCGCUUUGAAGCAAAAGAGCUUAAAAAGAAAGAUGAGAUGGCGGUAAUUUCGUUAAAUUCAUGGGUUUUAUUUUUGAUACCUCCUUAUUCUUCUUUGUGUACCCAACUUCGAAUUGAGCGUCCUACAGAACCUUUUAUCAUGUUACGCUAUAAAAAGGACAAGUUUCCUAUGAAUUAUUUAAUGCAAUGGUCUUCUGAAACUUUGUCAGACCUAGAAGAAACAAAAUUUAUUUUGGUUGAAAAAAAUCAAGAUGACCAAAUAUUCGAUUUUAUGACAUUUAUCGGUGCAAGAGAAACGACAAUUCUUGAUCCGCAUAUUGAUUGUAUACUGAUUUAUCAAAGAAGUUUCAGAAAAACCCCUUCUCCUGAACUUAAUUAUAUGGAUUUGAGGUAUCGGCGGGGGGUUAAGCUCUAUCUAAUUGAAGAACCUGGAUUAACUCCAAGUGAAAUUUUAGUUUCAG
Dentiscutata erythropus is the source of this 518-nucleotide messenger RNA. The record is from the annotation of a GenBank genome assembly. NCBI's taxonomy places the organism in Eukaryota, Fungi, Glomeromycota, Glomeromycetes, Diversisporales, Gigasporaceae.